This is a messenger RNA of Paramuricea clavata, 1958 nucleotides long. NCBI's taxonomy places the organism in Eukaryota, Metazoa, Cnidaria, Anthozoa, Malacalcyonacea, Plexauridae. The record is from the annotation of a GenBank genome assembly.
AUGAAGCACAAGGAAGUAUGCCCAGCACGAAAUGUGAAAUACAACAAAUGUGGCAAAGCCCGACACAUUGCUAAAGUCUGUAAGAGCUCUGAAGAUAUCCGACAAGUGGAGCCAGAGAACGAGAGGGAAGAUGAUGGGGUAUACAACAUUAAUUUAUUUAGAAUCAAGACUUCAGCAAGAUCAGUCAAACCAAGGUUGUCAUCAAGCAUGCGAGAUAAAAAUGAUUUCAAAACGCAGUUAGUGGUAAACAAUUGCCUGGAUACAGUGAUAAUUGAUACAGGUGCUCAAGUUAGCGUCUGUGGAACAGUCCAAGCUAAAAAAUGGAACAUGCUUGGGAAAAUGAUUCCCUCAAAAGUGAGAAUAAAGCCAUAUAAGAGCACUCCGAUACCAGUGCAUGGUCAGGCUCGAUGUGCAGUUACGUUUGGCCAAACAUCUGUCCCUGUCAUGUGGCAUAUCAUCUCGGGAUCGUGUGAACCAAUAAUAGCGCGGAAGAUGGCCUUGCAGCUUGGUAUCAUUGAUUUUAACGCCAACCCAGACACACAUUUCAUCCGAUCCUUAUGAUAGAUGCUGAAGAUAAAGGCAAUCUUCAAGAAAUAUUGGCGAGGUAUCCGCAAAAUUUUAAUGGUAUUGGCAAGCUCCAUCAUCACAAAGUUAAAUAACAUGUAGACAAGGAAGUUAAACCAGUCCAUGUGCCACCAAGAUCAUUUCCAUAUCAUCUUAAAGAAAGAGGUCAGAAGGAAAUUGAAGAUAUGAUCGAGCAAGACGUCAUCGAAGAACACCCCAGGGAUGAACCUGCCCCAUGGGUUGCAAAUGCUGUUUUGGCACCAAAGGAUGACGGUAGUCUUUGGGUUACAAUGGAUGCCCGCAACGUAAGCAAAGCCUUGUACCCAACAAAUCACCCUAUCGCACGUCAUGAAGAUAUCAAAGCGAAACUAUCUGGCUGUCGAGUCUUCUCCAAAAUGGAUUUUAAAUCCGCGUUCUGGCAGAUUGAAUUGGAGCCUGAAUCGAGAUACUUGACUGUUUUCCACGCCAAUUAUAAAUUGUAUCGUUACAAGCGCUUAACCAUGGGCCUCCAACCAUCGCAAGGAGAAUUAAAUGCUGGGCUCCUCCCUGUAUUGGCGCAUAUUCCCAACGCCCAUCUAAUCCAUGACGACCUCAUCGUAGAUCGAUCGGUUGACCUUUGUAUGCAGGCCAUUUCGGACGCGGGAAUAACACUGAAUGCAAAAAAGUGCCAGUUUGGAAGGAAAAAAAUUUCGUUUUGGGGAAUGAUCUAUGGUGAAGAUGGUGUUAAACCGGAUCCCUCGAAGGUGGAAGCACUUGUACAUCUUACUGCCCCGACUAGCAAAGAAGAAUUAAUCAGUUUCCUAUGCAUGAUGCAAUCGAACUCGGAAUUUGUUCCAAAUUUUGCCCAGAGGUCGGCAAAGCUUCGAGAGUUGACGAAAGGGAGAGCAAGAUUUGUUUGCAGCAACGAGCACCAGAAGGGGUCAAUCCGCAUAGAUCGUACCAAGCUACCGCAUCAAGAUGUUAGGUACGAGGUCGUGUACCAAGAAGGAAAGCUUAAUCAAGUUGAUUUUACGUCAAGGAAAGCCAAACCUUUACAAAUGAUGACGAACGAGGAGCGAGAAGAAGCAGAAGAGCUCAAUAAUCUCUUAUAUAUGCUACACACCACGCCAAUUAUGGAUAGCAUUGGGAUUGGUAAUAUUGCAAUGCACACGAAGAUUGAUGAAACAUUAACUGAACUUGCAAAGAUUAUACAAAAUGGUCGAAAAUGGAUACCAAAAACUUCGCAUCCUAAAGUACGAAGUUUCGAGCAAAUUAUCCCAGAAAUAACCAUCGCAGAAAACGGCGUUAUGUUCAAAGGAGAGAGAAUUAUUCUUCCAGAGAGCCUGCAAGAUACAGCAAUUCAGCUGGCCCACGAGGAAGUCACCUGGGACAGAGUGGGAUUAAAAGGCGUCUAA